Molecule: messenger RNA, 1173 nt
Organism: Linnemannia hyalina
Lineage: Eukaryota; Fungi; Mortierellomycota; Mortierellomycetes; Mortierellales; Mortierellaceae
Source: the annotation of a GenBank genome assembly
AUGGCAUCUCCCAUCAAUGGCAUCAAGAUUAGUGGCGAGUCAGAUCCCUCAAAGAUUAUCAAGGUCAUGGCCAACGAGGGCAAGUCCGGAGCACCACACGAGCUCGCCUAUACAAACUGUAAAGUCAUCGGAAACGGCUCCUUUGGCGUUGUCUUCCAGGCAAAGCUAGUCAGCAACGGCGAGGACGCUGCCAUCAAGAAGGUCCUUCAGGAUAAGCGCUUCAAGAACCGUGAGCUCCAGAUCAUGAGACUCGUCUCACACCCAAACAUUGUCGACCUUAAAGCCUUCUUUUAUUCCAACGGAGAUAAGAAGGAUGAGGUCUAUCUCAACCUUGUCCUCGAGUACAUCCCAGAGACCGUCUACCGUGCCUCCCGCCACUACUCCAAGAUCAAGCAGACAAUGCCAAUGCUUCAGAUCAAGUUGUACAUGUACCAGCUGUUCAGGAGUCUCGCCUAUAUUCACGCUCUCGGCAUCUGCCAUCGUGAUAUUAAGCCUCAGAACCUUCUUCUCAACCCCACGACCGGAAUUUUGAAGUUGUGUGAUUUCGGAAGUGCCAAGAUCUUGGUCGCCGGAGAACCAAACGUCUCGUACAUCUGCUCACGCUAUUACCGUGCCCCUGAGCUCAUCUUUGGCGCAACCAACUACACCACCAACAUCGAUGUCUGGUCAACAGGAUGUGUUAUGGCCGAGUUAAUGCUGGGCCAGCCCCUCUUCCCCGGCGAGAGCGGAAUCGAUCAGCUGGUUGAGAUCAUCAAGGUUUUGGGAACACCUACAAGGGAGCAGAUCAAAACGAUGAACCCUAACUACAUGGAGCACAAGUUCCCUCAGAUCAAACCUCACCCCUUCAGCAAGAUCUUCCGCUCCAGGACACCACCAGAGGCUUUGGAGCUCAUCUGCCGACUUUUGGAAUACACGCCCUCGCGCCGAUUCACUCCCAUUGAGGCGAUGAUCCAUCCUUUCUUUGACGAGCUCAGGAACCCUGAAACGAAACUCCCCAAUGGCAAGGACCUCCCACCUCUGUUCAACUUCACUCCUCUCGAACUAUCGAUCCGCCCAGAUCUUAUUCCCAUGUUGGUCCCCCGUCAUGCCGAGGCAGAAUUGAGCUCGCGCGGAAUCGAUGUGCACAACUUUGUGCCCGUCCCACCCAGUGCAACUCGCAUUUCUCUGGAUUAA